Molecule: messenger RNA, 5057 nt
Organism: Aspergillus saccharolyticus JOP 1030-1
Lineage: Eukaryota; Fungi; Ascomycota; Eurotiomycetes; Eurotiales; Aspergillaceae
Product: FG-nucleoporin NUP159
Exons: 3
Coding region: 334-4830 (1498 amino acids)
Biological process (GO): RNA export from nucleus; protein import into nucleus
Cellular component (GO): nuclear pore
Molecular function (GO): structural constituent of nuclear pore; protein binding
Source: RefSeq, a predicted model, not a curated record
GUUCCAGUACCUUCAAACUGUCUUCUUUCUGUCGCUCACGCGGUGCUUUUCUUAACCUCGCCCGUGUUGCUUCUACCUUGACUUCAUCGCGUGUCUGGGAUUCAGAGGUUUGACUUACCGGAUUGUGUUGCCUUUCUUAUACCUCGUCUUCCAGUGAAGGGAGGUAACUACCAUUUUCGCGCGCACCUGGAAGCUCUUACAAACGGAGUCCUUCACUCCAGCGCCGCUCCUUUCCAGCUUUCCCUCAGAGUCCACGUUCUCCUCAUGCACCCAAGAGACUUCCAUUAGGCGAUCACCCGCGUUUCCCUUUCGAGCGAAUACGACAGAUAUAGGAUGGCCUUCAACUUUGGAUCAUCGAACCCCGCCGGGGGUAAUGGUAACUUCGAGCUGGGACCUGAAUUGCCAGAGGGUCCGGCGGAGGAAGUCGGCUUCAAGGGCGUCGACGGUGACUCCAACAUCCGGAUCUUAUCUACUCCAUGGCCCCAAGACGCUCUUCCAGCUCCGACAGCUUCGCUAUUAGCCGUUGCGCCCACCAAAGGCAUACUUGUUGCGGCCGGACCCGACUCCCUGUCUGUUGCCUCUACCGAGUCAAUCAGAGCCGCUAUCUCCGCGCCUACCGAGGGCAAGGUCAAAACGAAGCCGUUCCAGCCGCAAGCGACGAUUUCCCUUCCUGCACGACCCACACAUAUCACCUUUGCAUCGAAUGAUACCGCUCUUCUGCUGGCUACGGAGAAUGGCGCACAGCUGUCAGUAUUCGAAACCGCGAGCCUGACGUCGGGAAAUGCGCAGCCCGCGCUGUCAAUCCCCACCAACGGUACGACCUUCCGUACCAUCGCGGCCAAUCCCGCGCAGGAACUCUCGUCGCUUGUUGCGCUUGUGACAACGGGCGGCGAUCUGUUGGUAGCGGAUCUGAAAGCGGGUAAUUUGGUCUCUGGUCCAAAUGGACAGGUGCUGAAGAGCGGAGUCAGUUCGGUUUGCUGGAGUAACAAGGGUAAACAGCUUGUAGCUGGUCUCGCAGAUGGCACGGGCUUUCAAAUGACUCCGGAUGGUACGCAGAAGGAUUUGAUUCCGCGCCCCUCAGAUCUCGAGGGUGACUGUCACGUUUCCUCUAUUGCCUGGCUGGAGAACGAUAUUUUCCUCACGAUUUACACUCCAAAUACGCUAGAAGAUGACAUGGGCGGGAACCCCCCUUCGUCAUACUAUAUCAUCACUCGACGAAAACAGGCGCCUUUCUUGAUUCAAAGAUUGCCUGAAUUGUGCAGUCCCUGGGGGUACAAGCGCACUCCAGCCUUUCAGUUCAUUGCACGCUUACGCGACUACAAGCCGCACUUGAAGGAUGUUCUCAUUCUGUCUUCAACGGCAUGCGCCGAUAUUGGCCUGAUCACCAGGGCAGACCAACCUUUGGUGAAGAGUGACACAGUCAACACCGCUGGAGUCUUUGUUACGACUGAGGUCUCAGAUGAUUCCAAAAGAGCCAGUGUUCCCUUGAGCGACUCCGGCGACGAAACUUCAGUUAUUGGUCUAGGGCUAGAUCUAUCUAGCAAGGAGAAUGUCAUUACUCCCAUCCCGGGUGCGGACAUUGAAGAGAGCUCUACCCCGCUGCCGAAUUUCUUGUUGCUCAACCACGAGGGUAUUCUCUGCUCUUGGUGGUUCCUGUAUUCAGACGCCAUUCGACAGAAGGUCCUCUACCAGGGUAUGGCGGAUCAGAUGCAGGCGCAAGCGCAACAAACGCCCCAAGCACCCCAAGCUCAGCCUUCAUCUUUUGGUCAAUCGGGCUUUGGUGGUGCGUCGGGUUUCGGAUCAUCCGCAUUUGGUAGCCCUGCUGCUCCAUCUUUUGGAAGCCCAUCUGCUCAAGCCGCCCCUCAAAAGCCCGCUUUUGGUGCGUCAUCGUUUGGGUCCCCGUCACAGCAAGGUCCCGCGUUUGGCCAAUCUGGCUUCGCAGCGCUGGGAGGAGGGUCUUCGGGCUUUGGUCAGCCAUCCACGCCUGGAAAAGGGCUUAGCUCUCUCUCCUUUGCACAGUCAGGCACUGGUUCCGGAGGCGGCUUCGGAGCCUUUGCACCCAAAACUGGCGGCGGAUUCGGCGCUUUUGCGUCAACAAACCAGUCAAGCACAUCGCUGUUUGCGCAAGCGGCAUCUAGCGAAAGUCCCCUUACCAAAGCAUCCAAUGCUUCGCCCUUCGGUGGACAGUCUAGCAUGGCAAGCGCCUUUGGCGCUCCGAAGACGAGCGGGUCGACGGGUUCAUUCGGGCUCGGUUCCAGUCCUUUCGUGGUUGGAUCUACCUUCAAGUCUGAUGGCAGUGCUGCCAAUGAUCUGCCGAAGCCUGACAAGCCUUCUGGAAUGUUCUCCUUUAGUGAGUCCAUGGAUGACAUGAUGUCUUCGAGCACCAAGACCAGCCCACCCAAUGAGGAGAUGGAUGACAUGGAGGAUGAGAGCGCUACUCCGCAACAGAAACCCGGGGAGAAGGGAACAACUUCGUCGCUCUUUGGCCAAACUUCGACAGCAACGUCUGCGCCUAAAGGGUUGUUUGGGGCACCUUCGGAGCCUACGACAUCUGCUCCUAAAGGGUUGUUCGGUGCACCCUCGCAGCCUACGACAUCAGCAGCACCUAAAGGGUUGUUUGGUGCACCAUCGGCACCAGCUUCGUCUGCCUCUAAAUCCAUGUUUGGUUCACCCUCAACGACCACAACCUCCACACCUAGAUCACCCUUUACUUCUCAGCCAAUCUCGAACCCCUUUGGUCAACAGGCUAGCAAGCCCGGCUUCUCAUUAUUCGGAAGCACAACUCCUGCCAAGUCGCCGUUGGCAUUCUCUACAUCCGCAGACAGUACUACCCCUUCGAAGGAACAGUCAGAGGACGACGCCCGCACUCCUAGCGCUACACCGCAGGGCGCCCCGCUACCCCCGGAUCCGAUCAGCAAGGCCUCAUAUGGACCCGGCGACACAUCUGCCUCAUCGAAUGUGUCCAAAAGUUCAGUCGACGAUGCUCCUCUACCACCCGACUUCACCACAAGCAAACUCACUACUAAGGAAGCUGCAGCAGAGGCACCUCUGCCGCCAGACUUCACUAAAAUCGGAAAGAAGGCCGACGAUGAAAAUGAAGGAGUGGGACCUGAAGAGGCUCCAUUGCCUCCGGAUUUCAGCAUUCCCAAACCACGUCAAGAAUCGGAAGAUGUCGCUCCAGUGCCGGACGAGUCUGAUGGAGAAGACUAUGAAGGCGAAGACGACGGGUCCGAGGAAGGUGCGAGCGACGAGGAAGAAGAAUCCGAUUUUGCUGAUAGCGGGGAGGACAUUACAAAUGACAUCAGUCCAUCCGAGUCGAAUGAGCCUAGCCCAAAGGCGCUUCCUAAAGGCUCUUUCAAGCCAGGCGCACAGGUCACAGGUGGUCUCUUCUCGCCGGCUUCCAAGCCCCCAUCAGCUCCCCAACCACAGCCUUCGCGGUCUUUGUUUGGCGCUAUGAGCAAUCCGAAGUUCCCUGCACUUCAAAACCGAGAGCUUCCGCGAUCGCCUAGUCCGGUACGAGGAGCUGCACCAAAUCGCCUCUUCAAUGCGGAUGGGAAGAAGGGCGUCAGCGCCCCUCAGAGUCCGGGUAGCGCUCUCACUGCAAGGAAAGCGUCCCUGACCGAACAUCAGAGACGCGAGAGCCAGCUCAAGCCCAAACCCGCUCGGAAGGAAUUAUCGCAACAGGAACUUCGUGCAAGACAGUUAGAAGAAGAGGCACAGGUUCUUUCCGAUGACGAUGAGGACGAAAGACUUCGUGCGGACCUUGCGCUGCCUCUGGAACCUGUUCCUACCCUUGAUCCUUUCUUGCCCCAUCAUGAUUAUGCUGGUGAAACUAGUAAACCCGGUAUUCCUGGCCAAAUUGAACGACUCUACCGCGACAUCAACUCGAUGGUGGAUACCCUAGGCAUCAACGUCCGUUCCUUGUCCUCCUUCCUUCUCUACCAGAAGCAGUCGAAAGACCCGCACUGGGUCGAUACGCUGCAGCAAGACAAUGCUACCGACAUACUCGAUAAGGAGCUGGUUCUGUGCGAAAUCGAGAAGUUCGACGAUGCAGUCGCAAUGCUUGCUGCUUCUUUGGAACAGCAGCGCGUUCAGGGCGUGGAAGAGAAGCUGGAGAAAUGCCGCGAGCUUUUGAGCAAGGAUAUCAUCACUCUUCGUGGUCAGUGUGCCAGCAUCCGCAAGACCCUGGAUGCCCACACGGACACGACCGCCAUACAUUUCGCACCUCUUUCGGCCGAACACGCGAACUUGCAGCAAGACCUGCGGUCGGCAUCCACUGAGGUCCAGGCAAAGCUGGCCGAUUUGGAGUCUGCCGUGACUCUCCUUCGUGCCAAGAUCGCCGAUGUGCCCCCUCUGGGUGGCUCUCGCCAAACGACGAGACGUCCUACCGUCGAGGCCGUCACCACUACAAUUCAUAAGAUGAUGGAGAUGGCUGAAAGCAAGCGCAGCGACAUUGACGUCCUGGAGGCUCAGUUGAAGAGACUGGGCGUUGAUACGACCGCACCUGCGGCCAGCCGCGAAGGUUCUCCAUUUACGACACCGAAGAAGAACGCCGGAAGGCUCCCCGCCACGCCGGGGUCGCGUGGCUCCAUUGACGGGCCAUAUCACACUCCCGACUCGGCUAACCGAGCGCUCGCCUUCCGCUCCAGCAUCAACGGAUCGGCCAGGGCCAGCCGGCUCCGGAAUGUGGAGGGCGUCCAGGAUCUGGUCAGCUCAGAGGAAACAGCACAAUACAAGGCCAAGGUGCAACGCAAACAGCGCAUUGUUGAGAGCCUGAGGAGCGCGAUCGAGGCGAAGAAGAAUCGGGUCCGAACGCUGAAUGAUUUGUAAAACUAGUUGAUAUUGUUGAUUGUGUUUUGGGACUGACACAUGUUUCCUGACGGCUACUGCUACGAAAGUCAUGUCGAGAAAACAGCAGCGGGUCUUUUCUGGCGCGGUAUUGUUGUACUUUUGUUCUACAACAGGCAAUCUUGAAUGUUGAGUAGCGCUCCUUCUGUAAAUAUAGGGUUCAGUGCUUAGUCGUCAUAGAUUGAAUGAGUAUUGCGUCCCAUUCGAUU